GCGACGCACAAAUUGGAUCAUCCCUCUAACAUGUGGCCCUUGACGCACGUGAAAGGUGCGUAUCGGGCUCACGGGCAUCGUCACCACGCUUCUGCUACACGGAAAUCGCCCUCUCCCGGAACGGCCUUUUGGGAUCAAAAUCAACACCCUGUAUCGACGCUAUCUACAAUCUCAAGGUCGGCGCUGGUGGUAGGCGUUAGCGCUGCAGUCAGUCAACGUCAGUGGAUUAGAUUGAGACGAGGUAUUCAUCCGCUAGCCGGCCUGGAGAUGCAUGAUAGUGCUAGUAGAGGCCCUUGGGGGUCUAUGUCUCUCUUAUCUCGGGCUGGAGGUAAGUCCAGUUUUGGUUCCGCAAUGCGUGGAGAUUAGGGCUGCUGUUUCUCAAACUCCAGCGAUACUGUGUCUCUCGGGGUCAUGGUCAC
This is a messenger RNA of Colletotrichum godetiae, 419 nucleotides long. RefSeq lists its product as uncharacterized. NCBI's taxonomy places the organism in Eukaryota, Fungi, Ascomycota, Sordariomycetes, Glomerellales, Glomerellaceae. The transcript has a single exon. The coding region runs from base 31 to 366 and encodes 111 amino acids. The record is from RefSeq and is a predicted model, not a curated record.